Penicillium cataractarum is the source of this 942-nucleotide messenger RNA. Its product is annotated as replication termination factor 2. Bases 1 to 942 code for a protein of 313 amino acids. Gene Ontology annotation, biological process: site-specific DNA replication termination at RTS1 barrier; mitotic DNA replication termination. The record is from RefSeq and is a predicted model, not a curated record. NCBI's taxonomy places the organism in Eukaryota, Fungi, Ascomycota, Eurotiomycetes, Eurotiales, Aspergillaceae. The transcript has 3 exons. Gene Ontology annotation, cellular component: nucleus.
AUGGGUAAUGACGGUGGAAGUAUCCCAACCCGCCGCGAGCUAGUCCGCGAAGCCGCCCGCGAGCCCACCACAGCGCAAAUCAAAGAAGCCCAGCGCGAACAGCAAGAGCAUAGCUGGACGACAUGCCCGCUCUCACACAAGGCUCUAGCACGCCCGGUAGUCUCAGACAGUGUUGGAAACUUAUACAAUAAAGACGCCGUGCUACAAUUCUUACUCCCCGGCGACGAUGGCGAGGGCAUCAGCUCCAAGUCCGAUUGCGAGGAGGUUCUAUGUGGACGAGUGAAAGGUCUACGGGAUGUUGUCGAGCUUCACUUUGAAAUCGACACCGAACUGAGUGAGCAUCCUUCCGACCGCGCCAAUGCGCACCGUCACCAGCGCCGCGAGGGCUGGAUCUGCCCGAUUACCGCGAAGCCGUUGGGUCCUAGUGUGAAAUCUGUCUACCUUGUGCCGUGCGGCCAUGUCUUUGCCGAGGAGGCUAUCCGACAGCUAAAGGGGGACAAAUGCUUGCAGUGCAACGAGUCCUACACCGAAGACAAUAUUAUCCCCAUUCUCCCCACGAAAGAGGCCGAUAAAGAGCGUCUUAUGGCCCGCGGCGCCAAACUCGCCGAGCAAGGCCUCACCCACUCUCUCAAGAAAGCCCCCGGCUCGAAGAAGCGCAAGAAGCAUGCUGAAAGCUCGACGGAUGCGCCCAACAGUACCGCCGCAGUCGCCACUUCCACGUCAGCGUCAAAAUCAAAUGGAGCUGGCAAUGGUAUUAAGAACUCUGCGACAGCCUCGCUCACGGCGCGUGUGCUGAAUGAGGAGAACGAGAAAAAGAAGAAGCGCAAGAUGAUGGGUCAUAAUGAGAAUCUUGAUAGUUUGUUCACGAAGGAUAAGAAGGAUGGCGCAAAGAGGGACUUUAUGACUCGUGGAUUCUCUAUUCCUGCUUCGGCGAGGAGAUAG